Messenger RNA from Daphnia magna, 4043 nucleotides. It is a transcript of the gene tll, whose product is annotated as nuclear receptor subfamily 2 group E member 1. Gene Ontology annotation, biological process: positive regulation of transcription by RNA polymerase II; anatomical structure development; cell differentiation. Bases 2350 to 3783 code for a protein of 477 amino acids. Lineage: Eukaryota; Metazoa; Arthropoda; Branchiopoda; Diplostraca; Daphniidae. The record is from RefSeq and is a predicted model, not a curated record. Gene Ontology annotation, molecular function: RNA polymerase II cis-regulatory region sequence-specific DNA binding; nuclear receptor activity; zinc ion binding. The transcript is spliced from 8 exons.
CUUGGGCAGUAGAACUAGUGCACCUUUUUUAUUUUUUAGCCAGCCCUGCUGCCUCAGGAAAACGUAAUUAUUACAUUAGUUGUGCUUAAUUGAAUAUGUGAUUAACACCCGUUGAAGCAAACCACGUAACAUUCCAGGAUGGAACAGGAAAUUGAAAGAGAUGGUUUAUACUCUAACGACCGGUGUGCAGCUCACAGGAAAGAGUGUUCCAUGCGUGCGUUCAACUUACAACCCCGUCCACCCAGCAAAAGCCUUCUGCCUGGAACGGGGUGUUAGAUAAAAGCUGUGUGAUUGCCAUAGUUAAUCCGCACUGUUAAGAAGAUUAAUCCAUCGGCUGUGUCUAUUAAAACCUUUGUGGCUGGGAUUUCUUUCCUUCUUUAUUUGUGUGUGUUCCUAAUCAAACAGCCAACUGUUUUCACACGGACGCGUCAAGAAUGAAGACAAAUUUCAAAGAAAAAAAGGUAAAGCUGGAUGACAUCAUUUCCCCGAAGAGCCAACGAACUGAGAUGAUUAGCGUCCUAUAGAAAAGAAAUGAUGUGACGAGCUGCAAAAGGAUUGCGCAUCUUAUGGGACGGAUGACAUUUGAUGGCCCCCCCCUCUGCUGCAGUAGAUCGAACAUCAGUAGAUACAGACCAUGUAAGUAACUCAUAAUACGAAGGGAGAAUAAAAAGAGGGACUGUAUUAGUGCAUGGAACAUGUUGGAAAUUGGAUCCGACCAUCGAGUUAUUUGUUCAACGCCAAAAGAAAGAAGACACACAUAAGAGAACAUCUCCCCUACGUUUGGCUAUUUCGCUAUGGGAUUUUCUAUACGUGUAAGACCAGAUAUAUAGUGAACAAUCACGCAGUGUGUUCCAGCCAUAUCACUGCGCGCGAGUUAGUCUACUGCGGAGGGGUGGAAGAAAAAAAGAAGAGAGGGUGCAAAAGGAGGCGGAGCUGGCCUGUAUAGCUUUUUGGCCGGCAAAGCUACUUACACAUUUGAGCUGCGUAGAAUGGAACUAUACAGUCCCUGGAACGCAGGGUAUAUAGAGAAAAGAGCACAGGCAAAAGGCUCUCCAACCAAUGGCAGAGUCAGCUGCUCUCUCUCUCUCUAAGCAAAUCGUUGUUCCAUCAAUCUUUCUUUCUCUAUUUGAUAUAGUUUUUUUAUUUUUGAUUGAGCCCCAGUUCUCUUUCGGAUGAGGCUGUGCAGCAGGCGACUCUGUGCCCUUUUGUUGUGCAGAGCAACAAGUCGGUUACAAAGCCGGCUCCAAUGACACGCUGGCGAGAAGGGCGUUUAUAUAGCACAUCAACUGAUGUGUUAUGUUCUUUUCUUUCUUUUUUUUUUUUUAGAAUCAUGCAAAUAUCUUGUUGAAUAAAAAGCACAGCACAAAUGGCAAACAAAACUGGCCAUGUUGUACGGUGAUAAAUGAUGAUGGCUAUAACCUUCGGAGCUUCAUGCACAGAUUGAUAAUUAGCUGGCGUUGUUUAUCAACGAUCCGCUGAGAGAUCAUCAGAAGAAUGUGAUUGAAGAGAAGCUAUCUAUACGUCAACAGAUUAACGAAGUAGUGACCUUAUACAUUUUAAAAAAACAAAUGGGAAACGAAACGAAAUGGAUUGUUUUUAUUGUGGAUUAUUUGACUCGAUCAAGGGAAGGCGGGCCCAAGUCGUUGCAGUUCCUGGAAGGAGGUGACUUGAUUUUUUUGCAAGGGGGAGCUGAUGGAGCUCUUUCUUUUCAAAUUCGCGAACUGCAAAGAGCAGAAAUUCUUUUUGUUCUGUUCCAUGCAGCCAAACAAAACCGGAGCCUAUGGAUGGUUCAAAAAGUAAAAAAAAAAUAAAAUAAAAUUAAGUCGGAUGACUUGCUGGAUGGACUGCGGAGCCAAGGGAUUUGUCCUCUGAUUUGUCCUCCUGUUCGAAAGAGGAUGGGAGAGAGGGCGGGCAAAGAGUAAGGCCUUACGGCCAAAGGAAGAAGCCCUAUGGCUUGACUGGGCGGAUCAAAGGUCACCCCCCAGCCCAACUCCGCCACCCUUGGUAACCCCCCCUACAAUUCCUACUGUACUACACCCAUCCCCGUUGAUUUUGUCUCCCUUUCCUACCCCCACCCUACUCUUGGCUGACUUGACGGCCGACGUCAAAAGGCCCAAAUCUCGGUGAACUUUUCAACAGUUGCCAGCCAUCUGCUCAGCGAGUCAGGUCUAGUGUGCCCUUCUCCUUUCAGUCCGACCAUUGCGACUCGAUCCGGACUCGAAGUAGAACCGGCCGAUCCGUGUCGCUUGCCAACCGUUGCGGAUUUUCUCCUUUGCAUUUUGUUUCAUUAUUCGCUUUUCGUUUGUUUGCCUUGCGUCCUUUUUUUCCACCUCGUGAAGUUCUGCAUCAAUGAAGUCGUCACCAGUCGACAUGGAUCUCCGUCUCAGCCAGAAGAGCAGCUCCAAUUCCACGCCAUCCAGUCGAAUCUUGUACGACAUUCCGUGUCGAGUGUGUCAGGAUCAUUCCUCUGGCAAACACUACGGCAUCUUCGCAUGUGACGGAUGCGCUGGAUUCUUCAAGCGUUCCAUUCGCCGGAAUCGCCAGUACGUUUGCAAGGCCAAAAGUGAAGGUGCCUGUUUGGUGGACAAGACUCACCGCAAUCAAUGCCGUGCCUGCCGUCUGCGCAAAUGCGUCGAAGUUGGAAUGAACAAAGAUGCUGUUCAACACGAACGCGGGCCGAGAAAUUCGACGUUGCGUCGUCAAAUGUCGAUGUUCUAUUCGAUGAAGGGAUCGACUUCUUCAUCGCCGGAAAAUGGCGGAUCGGCCGACGCUGACAGUCCGCCGCCAUCGACCGGACGUGCCAGUCCGUUGAUGCCGUCGGGUAUGACGACACCUCCGUCUUCCACGGCCAUUCCCAUGUUCCGUCCGCAGCAGAUGGGCGCUUUCUCUCCGCCGGCCACAUCGACGCCGACCAGCAACACGGUGCUGAGCGUUUCGUCAUCGCCUCCGUCCAGUUUGCUCAACUGCCCAACGGCCGAUCAUCAUCUUUCGCAACACUUGACCCUGGCCGAACGCAUGUCCAUGUCCCUGCUGUCUCACCACGCAGCGCGGCCCAUGAACCUCUUGUGCGCUCCUCAACCCAAGUAUCCCCAUGAAAUGUUCAACGCCCUUCCAGCGGCCGCGGCCGCCAUGAUGCCGUGGAGUUUCAGUCCUGAAACGAUCUGCGAAUCGGCCGCUCGUCUUUUGUUUAUGAACGUGCGAUGGGCCAAGAGCGUUCCAGCAUUCACCACGUUGCCUUCUCGUGACCAGAUCAUCCUGUUGGAGGAGAGCUGGCGCGAGCUGUUCGUCCUCGGAGCAGCUCAAUUCACGCUGCCCAUCGAAGCUGGCACUUUGAUGACAGCUCUAGGCCUAAGCAGCUCGCAUUUUGCAAUGGCUGGCAUGCCUUGCCCGCCCACAAUGCCAGCAGUCAGCACCGAACGUCAGUUAGGCCUACUCAGCGAAAUCAAAGCGUUCCAGGAAACGGUGGCCAAAUUCAAACAGAUGAACGUCGAUGCCACUGAAUACGCUUGUCUCCGAGCUGUCAUUCUUUUUAAAACCUCUGCUGGAUUACGAGAUAUCCCGUCUGCCAUCAAUUUGCAAGAUCAAGCGCAACUGACGCUCAGCCGCUACGUGUCAACUGCCUACCCCAAUCAACCGUUGCGUUUCGGUCGCUUGUUGUUGCUGUUACCUGCUCUGCGAACUAUCGCACCGUCGACGAUCGAAGAAUUGUUUUUCCGCAAGACAAUCGGAAACAUCCCCAUCGAGCGCAUCAUUAGCGACAUGUACAAAUCUGGUGACUUGUAAACGAAAUUAUUAUUAUUAUCAUUUUUGUUUUUGGGUUUUUUUUUCAUUUGAUUUUUUUUUGGAAGCGAAGGGAAUGAAAUCAUCGAAUUACUGCCUUGUUGUACAAAAAAAUUGUACAGUAUAACGUUCGAUAUUAACGCUAAGAAAUCAUACCGUGUAAUCUUUGAAAACGAUAGCGUCCAGCAUUUUUCUCUCACUUGUGUGUCCCUCGAUUGUUUCUUAUUUUUAAAGACUCUCAAUACAAGUUAUUCAAUUAAAAA